Glossina fuscipes is the source of this 2841-nucleotide messenger RNA. RefSeq names its product V-type proton ATPase 116 kDa subunit a1 (gene Vha100-2). NCBI's taxonomy places the organism in Eukaryota, Metazoa, Arthropoda, Insecta, Diptera, Glossinidae. The record is from RefSeq and is a predicted model, not a curated record. Gene Ontology annotation, molecular function: proton-transporting ATPase activity, rotational mechanism; ATPase binding. Bases 165 to 2666 code for a protein of 833 amino acids. Gene Ontology annotation, biological process: vacuolar acidification; proton transmembrane transport. The transcript is spliced from 6 exons. Gene Ontology annotation, cellular component: plasma membrane; vacuolar proton-transporting V-type ATPase, V0 domain; vacuolar proton-transporting V-type ATPase complex.
UCAGUUGAAUUCAGUUGAAUUCCAUCCAUACGCCAAGACGAAAAUUCUUAAAAGUGGAGACAUAUACGUUUGUGCUUAUAUUGAUAUUGAUAAAAAGCAACAACUGCUGUAGUAAGGUGCAUUUUAAUAAACUGAGUAAACGGAUUAUAUGAAAACUUUUCAUCAUGGGGGAUAUGUUUCGCAGUGAGGAGAUAGCGUUGUGCCAAAUGUUUAUACAACCGGAAGCAGCCUAUUCCUCCGUUUCUGAACUGGGAGAAACAGGAUGUGUUCAAUUUCGUGACCUGAACAGCGGUGUUAACGCUUUUCAACGUAAAUUCGUAACAGAAGUCCGCCGAUGCGAUGAGUUGCAAAGAAAGAUUCGUUAUAUUGAAACUGAGAUCAAGAAAGAUGGAAUCAUUUUGCCUGGAAUUACUGAUGACAUUCCCCGAGCUCCUAAUCCUAGAGAAAUAAUCGAUCUAGAAGCGCAUUUGGAGAAAACAGAAAAUGAGAUUCUUGAGUUGGCUCAGAAUGAAGUCAAUUUAAAGUCAAAUUUUCUGGAAUUAACUGAAUUGCGAAAGGUUUUAGAGAAUACACAAGGUUUUUUCUCCGAUCAGGAAGUGCUCAACCUGGAUAGCAGCAAUCGUGGGAUUACCGGCAUGCCCGAUGAAUCAAAUGCACAGAACCGCGGACGAUUAGGAUUUGUAGCUGGCGUUAUUAAGCGGGAGCGCGUGUUCUCAUUCGAGCGUAUGUUAUGGCGCAUAUCACGUGGUAACGUAUUCCUUAGACGAUCCGAUUUGGAUGAACCUUUGAACGAUCCCACUACUGGUCAUCCAAUUUACAAGACGGUGUUUGUAGCAUUUUUCCAAGGUGAACAAUUAAAAAAUCGCAUCAAAAAAGUGUGCACUGGUUUUCAUGCUUCUAUGUAUCCAUGCCCGAGUUCACAUACGGAGCGUGAAGAAAUGGUUAAGGGGGUGUGCACUCGUUUAGAGGACUUAAAGAUGGUGCUCAGUCAGACAGAAGAUCAUCGUAGUCGCGUUUUGGCUACCGUUUCCAAAAAUUUACCCUCAUGGUCUAUAAUGAUAAAAAAAAUGAAAGCUAUCUAUCACACUUUAAACCUAUUCAAUAUGGAUGUUACCAAAAAGUGUUUGAUUGGCGAAUGCUGGGUACCAUCCAAAGAUCUUCCGGUCGUUCAGAAAGCUUUGUCAGACGGAUCGGCUGCAGUGGGAAGUACGAUUCCCUCAUUCUUAAACGUUAUUGAAACUAACGAACAACCACCUACUUUUAAUCGAACUAAUAAAUUUACCCGUGGUUUUCAAAAUUUAAUUGACGCUUAUGGUAUAGCUUCGUAUCGGGAAGUGAAUCCGGCUUUAUACACUUGCAUAACCUUCCCCUUUCUGUUUGCUGUUAUGUUUGGCGAUCUAGGUCACGGGUUUAUAUUGACACUUUUCGGUGCUUGGAUGUGUAUGUAUGAAAAAUCGUUAAGCCGCCUAAGGGGCGGCGAGAUAUGGAGCAUUUUCUUUGGAGGACGUUACAUUAUACUACUUAUGGGCCUAUUCUCCUGCUACACUGGUUUCGUCUAUAAUGAUGUCUUUUCCAAAUCUAUGAAUAUAUUCGGUUCUACCUGGAGCAUUAAAUUCAAUACAUCCACUGUUCUCGAAAAUCCAGAACUUCAGUUAAAUCCACAGUAUCAUGUUGAAGGCAUAUACCCAAUUGGUAUGGAUCCGAUAUGGCAGAUGGCAGAUAAUAAAAUCAUUUUCCUUAAUACAUAUAAAAUGAAACUGUCAAUAAUUACCGGUGUUAUUCACAUGGUGUUCGGUGUUUGCAUGUCAGUCAUCAAUUUCGUACAUUUCAAACGGUAUUCCAGCAUCUUCUUAGAAUUCCUGCCACAGAUUCUUUUCCUACUUUUAUUAUUUGGCUAUAUGGUGUUUAUGAUGUUCUUUAAAUGGGUUAAGUACACUGCUAAAACUGACUUUCAGCCACACACACCAGGCUGUGCGCCGUCUGUCCUUAUUAUGUUCAUUAACAUGAUGUUAUUUAAAAAUACUGAACCACAAGACGGUUGUAAGGAGUAUAUGUUCGACGCACAGAGUUCUCUCGAGAGUGUUUUUGUUUUCAUUGCACUUAUUUGCAUACCUUGGAUGUUAUUAGGCAAGCCGUUGUACAUUAAGUUUACGCGUAAAAAUAAUGAGCACUCGAACAACAAUGGCGGAUUAACUAAUAAUAUGGAACUGGGUGAAGGCGAGACACCCAUUCCUACAGGGGCCGAUACUCGGGAAACUGGAGGCCAUGGGAGCCACGACGAGGAGCCCAUGAGUGAAAUUUAUAUUCAUCAGGCUAUACACACAAUUGAAUAUGUGCUAAGUACUAUUUCUCAUACAGCGUCUUAUUUGCGUUUGUGGGCGUUGUCCUUGGCUCAUGCCCAAUUGUCAGAAGUCUUGUGGAACAUGGUUUUGUCGCUAGGUUUAAAGACGCAUAGUUACUCAGGCGCUAUUGGCUUGUACAUAAUUUUCGGCGCUUGGUGUCUAUUUACUUUGGCAAUUUUGGUCAUGAUGGAAGGUCUGUCGGCAUUUUUGCAUACCUUACGUCUUCACUGGGUUGAAUUCAUGAGCAAGUUUUAUGAAGGUCUGGGUUAUCCUUUCCAACCUUUCAGCUUCAAAGCGAUUUUGGAUAGUGAAGAUGAAGAAUAAAUAUAAUAAAUAUAAAUAUAUUAUCAGACGUACGAUGCUUACAUUUGAAGCAAAUAUUUUACAAUUUUUAUUUUUCUUGUUUGUUUCUAUUAAAAAGUUUUAUGCUGUUGCACGUUCAUAUGUUUUAGAAAAGCUUCUAAUAAACUAAUUAGCUAAAGUGUUUACAGACAAAGCA